ACGGAGCUCCAGAGUAAAAGGCCGCGUUUGAGAGGAAGAGAAAAUUACUGCCCUGGGUUGUGCUUUUGCCGAGAAAGGCCCAGCGAACAGUUAAAUAAAUGUUUAAAAACAGUGAGAUACUUGCACAUUCUUGCAUGAGGUAAAAAGCGAUGCUUGUAAGGUGCCAAAACAAUGUAUUUCAUUGCCUCCAGCGUCUAACGAAUUAGCAAAUGUUUCAGUUCUUGAGCAUCCUCAGUCGUCAUCUACUGUUUCCAACUUCACUUUGAUGCCACACUUCAGAAAUUUACUGAACUGGCUGUUUUGUUACUGGGGCAUGUGAAAAAGCCUCUGGACCUAUAAAAAAAUCUUCAUGGUUUUAUGGGUCCCUGCUUUGAGAAUCUUGUCUGCAAUUUGCAAAGAUGGGUGUGGUUGUUAAUUCAGUAAAGAGCACAAGAAAGAGCAUGUUUCUGAUUGCAGGUUUUGACAUAUUUUGGAAAUGGUUUCCUUCCCUAUUAGAUAAUAACUGGAAAGGAAAAUGUGUGGAUAGGAAGAUGUAUUACAUUAAAACUGUAUUUCCCUUCUGCUCAUGGUUUUGGUUCUCUAAUAUGUGAAUAUCUUCCCUUUUGUGCAGUUUUUGCUGUUGAGUUCUUGUAGUUGUACAUCAUGUCUGGAGAAUACAUCAAAUAAUCUGUGGUCUUUUAGGAGAUAAUUAACAUGUAUGCCCUGCAGUGGUUUUGUGUGUACCAUAGAGAACACUUGAAGGGGAAGUGUCCUGAAGAUGGAUGGGAUGAAAGCACCAUUGAAUUGUUUCUUCAUGAACUUGCUAUAAUGGAUAGCAAUAACUUCCUGGGCAACUGUGGCGUUGGUGAGAGGGAAGGAAGAGUGGCGUCAGGUCUUGUUGCCCGAAGGCAUUACAGGUUGAUCCAUGGAAUUGGAAGGUCAGGUGAUAUUUCUGCAGUACAGCCCAAAGCUGCAGGUUCCAGCCUUUUGAACAAACUUACUAAUUCAGUAGUUCUGGAUGUUAUAAAACUGGCUGGUGUCCGGACAGUGACCAGUUGCUUUGUGGUUCCUAUGGCAACAGGCAUGAGUCUAACUCUGUGUUUUUUAACAUUGAGGCACAAGAGACCAAAGGCAAAGUACAUUAUCUGGCCACGUAUAGACCAGAAAUCUUGCUUUAAAUCAAUGAUAACUGCAGGUUUUGAGCCCGUGGUGAUAGAAAAUGUAUUAGAAGGUGAUGAGCUACGGACAGACCUCAAAGCAGUGGAGGCCAAAAUCAAGGCUCUUGGUGCUGAAAAUAUUCUUUGUGUGCAUUCUACAACAUCUUGCUUUGCUCCAAGGGUACCUGACAGGCUGGAGGAGCUGGCUGUAAUUUGUGCUAAUUAUGACAUUCCACAUAUUGUCAACAAUGCAUAUGGAGUUCAGUCUUCAAAAUGUAUGCAUCUUAUCCAGCAGGGUGCUCGGGUUGGCAGAAUAGAUGCUUUUGUUCAGAGCUUGGACAAAAAUUUUAUGGUUCCAGUAGGUGGUGCUAUCAUUGCUGGCUUCAACGAGUCCUUCAUUCAGGAGAUCAGCAAAAUGUAUCCAGGAAGAGCAUCUGCGUCUCCUUCUUUAGAUGUCCUCAUUACACUUCUGUCUCUGGGAACCAGUGGCUACAAAAAGUUAUUGAAAGAGAGAAAGGAGAUGUUUUCGUAUCUUUCAAGUGAGCUGAAGAAGCUGGCAGAUAACCACAAUGAGAGACUGUUAGACACACCACAUAAUCCCAUUUCCUUAGCCAUGUCGCUGAAGACUCUAGAUGAAACUAAUGAUGCUGCUGUUACCCAGCUUGGAUCUAUGCUUUUCACAAGACAAGUUUCUGGAGCAAGGGUUGUUCCCUGUGGGUCUGUACAAACUGUGAAUAACUACACUUUUAAAGGCUUUAUGUCACAUACAAAUAACUAUCCUUGUGCUUACCUCAAUGCUGCCUCAGCAAUUGGAAUUAAAAAGCAAGAUGUAGAUGUAUUCCUGAAAAGACUUGACAAGUGUUUGAAGACUUUUAGAAAAGAAGCAAAGCAAGAAAAAAGUACAAAUGAAAUCAGUGAUGCUAACACAGCCACAGAACAACUUGAAGACUAGAAGAUACAGAUUUAGUAACACAGGAAGAUAAGGUUUUGUCUGAAGUAUGUCAGGUUUGUAUUGGGUUAGGACUGUGCAUCUGCAAUGCAGAAAUUUAUUCUUGAUCUUAUGUUCUUUUUAUUGAAAACAGUAAUAAAAAUUUGGAUGGAAUUCAAGAAAGUAGGUGAUACUCUCCAAGGACAAAGGACCAGACACACGUUUUUUGCAGUGUAUGAAAUGCACUUAAUAUCUGCCAAAGUAAAGCUUUUUGUUCAAAGA
Serinus canaria (Common canary) is the source of this 2346-nucleotide messenger RNA. RefSeq names its product Sep (O-phosphoserine) tRNA:Sec (selenocysteine) tRNA synthase (gene SEPSECS). The transcript is spliced from 11 exons. NCBI's taxonomy places the organism in Eukaryota, Metazoa, Chordata, Aves, Passeriformes, Fringillidae. Gene Ontology annotation, biological process: selenocysteine incorporation; conversion of seryl-tRNAsec to selenocys-tRNAsec. Bases 694 to 2088 code for a protein of 464 amino acids. Gene Ontology annotation, molecular function: tRNA binding; O-phosphoseryl-tRNA(Sec) selenium transferase activity. The record is from RefSeq and is a predicted model, not a curated record.